AGCGCGGGCUGGAGGGUGGGAGGGAGGGCGGGCGAGGGGAGAGGACUGAGCACCCAGGACCGGACAGGCCCGGCCGAGGGGCGGCGGCGAAAGGCAGAGCGCCGCGAUCUCUGUCAGGAAGCGCAACCUCCCCGGGCCCCGCGGGGCCGCGCAGGGGACGUUCUCAAUCCCGCGUCCGCUCCCUCUUUCCAUCCCCUGCCGCCCGCAGGCCACCCCGGGGCCCGGCUAUCCGCGCGCGCGUCCUCGGGCUCGGGCCCGUCCCCGGCCCUCGAGGGAGCCGCCGCCUUCAUCUACACCUCUGCAGCGGCCGCGCCAGAGGCCGCCCGGGCAGGACCCCGGCUUGAGCAUCGAGCGCCCCCCAAGGAGUGCACGACCCCCGGAGCCGCCCUCAACACGGACCGCGCCCGCUGGGCACACAAGAAUGGUCACUCAGAUACUCGGGGCCAUGGAGUCUCAGGUGGCGGGGGGCCCGGCCGGCCCGGCCCUGCCCAACGGGCCACUCCUUGGUACAAAUGGAGCCACUGAUGACAGCAAGACCAACCUCAUCGUCAACUACCUGCCCCAGAACAUGACCCAGGAUGAGUUCAAGAGUCUCUUUGGCAGCAUUGGUGACAUCGAAUCCUGCAAGUUGGUUCGGGAUAAGAUCACAGGGCAGAGCCUCGGUUAUGGGUUUGUGAACUACUCUGAUCCCAACGAUGCAGACAAAGCCAUCAGCACCCUCAACGGCCUCAAACUGCAGACGAAGACCAUCAAGGUGUCCUAUGCCAGACCUAGUUCUGCAUCCAUCCGUGAUGCUAACCUAUAUGUCAGUGGACUCCCCAAGACCAUGAGCCAGAAGGAAAUGGAGCAGCUCUUCUCCCAGUAUGGCCGCAUCAUCACUUCCCGCAUCCUGGUGGACCAGGUCACAGGUGUCUCUCGGGGUGUGGGAUUCAUUCGCUUUGACAAGAGGAUUGAGGCUGAGGAGGCCAUCAAAGGACUGAACGGGCAGAAGCCGCUGGGUGCGGCGGAGCCCAUCACGGUCAAGUUCGCCAAUAACCCAAGUCAGAAGACUGGCCAGGCCCUGCUCACUCACCUCUACCAGUCAUCAGCCCGACGCUACGCAGGCCCCCUACACCAUCAGACGCAGCGCUUCCGGCUGGAUAACUUGCUCAACAUGGCCUACGGAGUCAAGAGUCCCCUGUCGCUCAUCGCCAGGUUCUCGCCCAUCGCCAUCGACGGCAUGAGUGGCCUCGCAGGCGUGGGCCUGUCGGGGGGUGCGGCAGGCGCUGGCUGGUGUAUCUUCGUGUACAACCUGUCGCCGGAGGCGGACGAGAGCGUGCUGUGGCAGCUGUUCGGGCCCUUUGGGGCAGUCACCAACGUCAAGGUCAUCCGCGACUUCACCACCAACAAGUGCAAGGGCUUUGGCUUCGUCACGAUGACCAACUACGACGAAGCUGCCAUGGCCAUCGCCAGCCUCAACGGCUACCGCCUGGGCGAGCGCGUGCUGCAGGUGUCCUUCAAGACCAGCAAACAGCACAAGGCCUGAGCCACGGCCGCCCGCCCUCCCCACCCUCCCCGGGCAGCAGAGAGAGAGAGAGAGAGAGAGAGAGAGGGGCCCCGAGAGAGACAGCGCAGGCAGACCACCGACGGCACGAGGGCCCCGCGUCCCUGCGGAAGCCACAGGGUGAGCAUUUGGGGUGGGGGGGGAGAGUCUACAGGGAAUGGGGGGGUGCCUGGGGGUCCCCCACCCCAUCCUCCUGCCCCCACCCCAGGCUGGGCUCUUCACUCUCUCGUCUUGGUUUUGUUCAUGGCGAUGGUUUUUGUUUCUUUUUUUGGCUAAAAAGAAAGCAGAGAUGUGCCCCGCCCCACCUUCAACCACCCUCCACGGGAUGGCUUUGCAGGGGUGCUGGGGGUGCGCUCCCAGACCCCCCUGCCCAGGCCUCCCCAACACCUAGAUGAGCCUGAGGGGAGGGGGGACAGGUUUAAAAAUCCCCAAAAAAACAAAACGGAGGAGGGGUGUGGGCAUCCCUGGCCCAGAGCCCCUGGAUGGAGUAUGAGGUGCAGGGGGAGGGGCUGGAAACAGAAACAAAAUGAAAAAAAAA
Messenger RNA from Lontra canadensis (Northern American river otter), 2081 nucleotides. RefSeq names its product ELAV like RNA binding protein 3 (gene ELAVL3). Gene Ontology annotation, molecular function: RNA binding. Lineage: Eukaryota; Metazoa; Chordata; Mammalia; Carnivora; Mustelidae. The transcript has 7 exons. The record is from RefSeq and is a predicted model, not a curated record. Gene Ontology annotation, cellular component: ribonucleoprotein complex. The coding region runs from base 422 to 1525 and encodes 367 amino acids.